Onthophagus taurus is the source of this 841-nucleotide messenger RNA. NCBI's taxonomy places the organism in Eukaryota, Metazoa, Arthropoda, Insecta, Coleoptera, Scarabaeidae. The record is from RefSeq and is a predicted model, not a curated record.
CUAAUUUUGGUAUUCAAGAACAGUUAGGGACUAAUUAGUGACUAACUUUUUUCUAACUAUAGGUUAAAGAUUUAGGGAAAAGUGAGUAAAAUUUGAGUGCGCAAUCGCGAGCACUAAUCUAACCCUAACUGUCAUUUUGCUGUUGUCUUAAUUCGUUUUUUAUAGAUUUGCUAUCAUAAAUUCCGAAGAAAGCAGUUGUGAUUACUCGCGUUUAUUAGAUUAUCAUUGUUAGUUGUGUUGUUUUUAUAAAUUUGAUUGUUAGUUAUUAGUUACGAUUAUUAUAGUUUUGAUUAUUACUUAUUCUUUCGUUAUAAAUUCAUUCUUUACAUCUAUCAAAAUGGAUAAUAGAAUAGAAUUAUUAUUAGUAGAAUUUAUUGAACACGCUGAAGAUGUUUUUUGCCAUGAUCGUGCACCAAGAAUAAUUUUAAGAGAUGUCGGAAAUCCUUUGGAGUCCUACCGCCAAAAAGAGUUGAUACAACGUUUUCGGUUUGGUCGUGACAUAAUCCAAAAUAUAUUAUUACCAUUGGUUUACCCAAGAGACGUUGCUACAACAAAUCGUGGCUUGCCAAUUCCACCCAUCAUAAAACUUUGUACCGCUCUUCGGUUUUAUGCAAGUGGAAGUUAUCAGAGGAUAUGUGGGGAUUUAGCGCACAUCAGCCAGACAUCCACUUGCCGAAUAAUAAAUGAGGUGUCGGAAUUACUGGCAAGAAAUAUUGGAAAAUAUGUGAAUUUUCCAAGCAGUGAAGCCGAAAAAACCAACCUACGACGAAAAUUUUUCGAAAUUGGAGGUUUUCCUGGAGUUGUAGGGUGUGUUGACGGGACUCACANUUCCAAGCAGUGA